AUGAGUGAGGAUUUGUUUGAAGAUAAUGGCAUGGACGGAUGGUCGUAUUCGUAUCCUGCAUCAUUGAACACCGAUAACGGAAGUACAACUGGCAACAACAAGAAGAAGAGAGCUGCUACCACUGGUAACAAUGAUGAUGGUACUAAUGAUAGUUUUAAUGAGCAUAUAGAAGUGUCUGGAACGACAUCAGACUUUAAUGGUUCUACUAGAGUGUCUCGGAGGAUAGCGGAGAUAAGCUCUGUGACAUCCAGUAAGAAUUCAUCCCAACUUUAUCUACAUCCUGAUUCAGGCUCACUAUUACAGUCUCCGAUAACCGGGAUGGGUAAAUCAUUACCGGCGGACCCUCACACCACGAUUGAAGAUGCCAAUUCUACGUUUUCCACUGCUGAAGCCGAGGAGAAGGCGACUCCUACACAUUCAAGGAGUGGCAGCAGUCAAUGGCGUAAUACUAUGGAAGUUUUUAAAGACGAUUUGGAUGUAGAGACUUCGCCUCGAAUGAUCUCAUUCAGACGACACAAUAAACGGUCCAGCAGUGUAAGUGCAAAUGCAAAUGCUAAUGUUAAUUCCAAUAGCAUUGCUGAAUUGCCUAAGGAAAAGUUUGAUGAACGGUUAUUUGUUGAUGAGUUCUUUAAAGAUACCAAAUAUCGAUACACUACAAUGAAGAGAAACAUUGAUUUCCAUCAAUUGUUCCGGUCAUUGGACUUAACUGAUAGACUUUUGGAUGACUAUGCAUGUGCAUUGAGUAGGGAGAUCCUUCUACAAGGAAGGCUAUAUAUAAGUGAACAUAAUGUGUGUUUCAAUUCCAAUUUAUUGGGGUGGGUAACUCAUGUUGCUAUUCCUAUGGAAGAGAUUAUCAAUUUUCAAAAGAAGUCUACUGCUGGAUUAUUUCCGAAUGGUAUAAUAGUUGAAACAAAGGAUACAAGAUACAAUUUUGCCAGUUUUAUUUCCAGAGAUGCAACGUUUGAAUUCAUGACCACCGUUUGGAAAGAAACUACAGGCAGAAGUCUUUUGGUUGAAACCGGUUCAACCAAAACAGGAGGGAGAGACGAUGAUAAUAUCAGUAAUGAGGGCAAAAUUGUUAACGAUAUUGGAGAUGAAGAGAGUAAAGCGUUUCUUGAUACGGAGGAAGAUUCUCGUUUAGAAUCAUAUAUUCUUUCAAUCGAUGGAGAUGAAGAUGAUGACGAUGACGAUGAUAACGAUAAUGAUAACGAUAAUGAUAACGAUAGCAUUGAAGAUGGCAGCAGUGGCUUGAAUAAUACAAGGACUAUUAAGAUACUUAAGUUCAAGGAAGGUCUAAAAUAUAAGAACAUGGGUCCAGAUUCUCAUGGACCCACCCAUGUAGAUGCCAAAAGUUUUGUUGAUAAUGAAGUUGUUAUGUCUGAGAUGGAAUUGAAUGCCCCACUAGGAGUUGUGUAUGAACUUUUAUUUGGCGACUCCAAUACUACUUUUAUUACCAAGUUUAUUGAAGAUCAUGGUGGUUCAGAGAUCACUAGCUUUGGUAAGUUCCAUCCUUUGGAAUCGGAUCCUACAAAACUAGAAAGAACUUAUACUUACAGAUUAGAAUUAGGGUAUACCAUUGGCCCAAAGUCUACCAAAUGUGAAGUGGCAGAAAUCAUAGAGCAUUUGAAUUUUGCUGACUAUGUGAUUGUGGAGAAAGUCACUCGAACUCCAGAUGUUCCUCUGGGGACUUCGUUUAGUGUUCGAAACAGAUUAUAUUUCAGUUGGGGGAAGAAUAACACCACUAAUCUUAGAUGUACUUAUUAUAUUGAUUGGACAGGAAGUUCAUGGGUCAAGGGAGUCAUCGAGAAACAAACCAGCAGUGGACAAAGGGCUGCUAAUGAAGAUAUGAUGGAAGCAUUAGCAUUGGCUAUCAAGGAGUCCACGUAUGAAGCUCAAACUUCCACUGUUGAGUUCAUUGAAGAGAAAAUCGAAAAGACAUCUUCUUCAACUUCUUCAAUGCCUCGACAUCCUUCAAAGACCAAAAGGCAAAGCAAUAAGGCCGUUACCAAAAGAGAAAGAAGUCCCUUCUUACAGUCUAUCAUCGACAACUUCAAACUCCGGUAUUUGGUGGCUUUCAUUAUUGUUCUUAUAGUGACAAUGUUCCAGUUAAAGCUAUAUGUGAUGGUUAGAGAGACCAACCUAAUAGCCGUGACCCAACUCUCGGUCACUGCACAUUUGGUAUCCACUCUUAUGCAAGAGAGGAACGGCCAUGGGGGGCAUGUACAGAGCAAAAGUGAUUCGGAGUUAUGGACUUGGGUUAAAGGCAAGUACAAAAGAGAAUUGGGCACCCCAGAAAAGGUAGAGUUCUUAGCCAAUCAGCUUGCAGAGUUAUAUGUUGACAACAAUAAUGAUAUGUAUGAGUUUAAGCUUUCUGACGUUAAAGACUUUUUAAAUAGUUUAUUAUAG
Molecule: messenger RNA, 2406 nt
Organism: Lizanozyma spartinae
Lineage: Eukaryota; Fungi; Ascomycota; Pichiomycetes; Serinales; Debaryomycetaceae
Exons: 1
Coding region: 1-2406 (801 amino acids)
Biological process (GO): intracellular sterol transport
Cellular component (GO): endoplasmic reticulum membrane; mitochondrion; endoplasmic reticulum-plasma membrane contact site
Molecular function (GO): sterol transfer activity; sterol binding
Source: RefSeq, a predicted model, not a curated record